GCGUUGUUGGCAUAGGAGGCAGACUGGCAGAAUCAACUGGGAUUUAGAGCAGGCCUUCAAUUUGAAGCCUGAUUGCAGUGAGAUUGGGGAUGAUUUGGUUGUUUUUCGAAGACUGAUGAUGGAAUGAUGCUCAGGUAUCUUGAACAAACAACUAAUUUUUUUGGUUCCUGGGCACCAGUAAUCCAAUUGCUCAAAUCAUAUGUGUUCUUAAAGAAGACAUUGAAGUUAAGCAACGAGGACAUCAUUGGCUCUGGAGAGUAUGGGACAAUUUAUAUACUUACACAGGAUGACACCAUGGCCUUUGCUGUGAAAAGAUUGAACAGAGGAAUUGCAGAUAGAGAUCGAAGAUUUGAGAGGGAAAUUGAAGCAAUGGGCGAUAUAAAGCACCGGAACAACGUGACUCUUAAUGGAUAUUACACUGCUCCACAUUAUAACCUUCUUAUAUAUGAAUUGAUCACUAUCCAACAAGCAUUUGGAUUGGCUGUCCAGAUACAAAAUAGCACUAGGUGCUGCAAAGAAGCUCUGGGUAUGUUGGUCUCUUUCAGUUAUCUUAAUCUUCGUUUUGUCCCCUUUGUUUUGGUGUAUAGAUAUGUGGGGGGUGCUGCGCUACUCACUAAUGUUGUAUUUUGGCUCAUUGUGUAUUCAUUUCUAACGAGCAAAGAUUACAAACUGAACUUUAUGAUGGUCGGUAUGUACUCAUUUAAUCUUGUUUUCUUCCUAGGAGAGUGGAAGGACAUUGUGAACAAUGGCAUCAAAAUACAUAAUGCUGAAGUCAAAAGGCAGGGCCGAAAACCAACUACGUGGAAAAACUGUGCGGGUAUUCCAGUGCAACAAAGCAGCAUAGACUGUGGCUAUUUCAUAAUGAGAUACAUGAAGGACAUCGUGGAGGAUAAGAACUUGGAGUUUUUCAGCAAGUGGGAGAAAAAAGGGAAAGCAGCAUAUACCCAGCAGCAUAUUGAUGAAGUCAGAAACGAGUGGGCAAAAUUUGUUGUUAAAACAUAUAUGUAAGCUUGUGGUUGGUGAUCGACUUAUUUUGGUAACCUUGAUUUUACAAGAUACAUAGACAAUAUUAUUAUUACUUGCUAGAUUGAGGUUACUUUUGGUUAGAAUUGCUGGAUUUGAUCAUACCUGGAUAUGGAUAUAUGUACUUUUGGAAAUGUUUUGGAUUGGCAAUGUAAGAACAGAUGGCAUUGAUAUAUGACAAUGUUAUAUUUUGGAUU
Messenger RNA from Rosa rugosa (rugosa rose), 1220 nucleotides. RefSeq names its product calcium/calmodulin-regulated receptor-like kinase 2. Bases 124 to 1008 code for a protein of 294 amino acids. The record is from RefSeq and is a predicted model, not a curated record. Lineage: Eukaryota; Viridiplantae; Streptophyta; Magnoliopsida; Rosales; Rosaceae. The transcript is spliced from 9 exons. Gene Ontology annotation, biological process: protein phosphorylation; proteolysis. Gene Ontology annotation, molecular function: protein kinase activity; cysteine-type peptidase activity; ATP binding.